Molecule: messenger RNA, 1206 nt
Organism: Rodentolepis nana
Lineage: Eukaryota; Metazoa; Platyhelminthes; Cestoda; Cyclophyllidea; Hymenolepididae
Source: the annotation of a GenBank genome assembly
AUGGAGGUUAGACAUCGAACUAUUUAUAACAAAGAAAAACACGACUCGGACACGUUUGUUGAGAAAAUAAGGAAGAUCGAUACUUUUGAAAAAUUACCUCAGGAAUGUAUCAACUAUACAAGUAGCGGUGGUGGAGCUUCAAUUAUUACUUUUCUGAUUAUUUUCAUGCUUAUAAUCGCCGAGCUCAAUCGAUUUACCAAUCCGGAAGUUAAUUUUCAUUAUUUAGUUGAUGAUUCGAUUGAAGGGGAACUGCCAAUUAAUAUUGAUAUGACAGUCGCAAUGAAGUGUUCGGAAGUAUCAAUUGAUGUUGUCGAUCUAAAUGGCAAUGGUCUCGGGUCUACUAGUCAUUUGAAAGUUAUUAAUAGCAAAUUUGAGCUAGCCCCUGAAAGAAAAAAAAGAUUCAACGCAAGACGAGAACAAAUGAACUUUCUUCGAGAACAGCAUCAUACUUUGUAUCAAUACUUUUGGAGCUCUCAGAUAGACAACGAAGAAUUUGACCUUCAACCAAUUCACCAUUAUCGCGAAGAUGAAGUCUCUGAAAGUAAAGCUGAUGCCUGUCGCUUCGUUGGAACAUUUAUGGCUAGGAAAUCACCGGGAAAUUUGCACAUCACUACUGGGAAACCUCUGAAACUGAAUUCGAAUGUGCACAUUCAUAUUGCUCCCUUGAGCUCUAAUGGAGUAAGAAACUUUUCCCAUCGCAUUCAUCAUUUGUCCUUCGGUUCGCCUCUUCCCAAUUUUAUUCAUCCUCUUGAUGCCGAGGAGAUCAUUUAUAAUGAUCCUUCUGCUGUCGUUCUUUUAGCCACACUUAUGUACCAGUACUUCAUAGAGGUGAUACCGACGACAUUCAGGACUAGUUUAACAGAAACCAAGACCUACCAGUACGCUGUCACUGAACAGGCGCGCUCGAUUAGCCAAAACAAUCAAGGCCAAGGUGUUCCUGGCAUUUUCUUUCGGUACGACACCUUUCCAGUUCGAGUUGAAGUGGAAGCUCUGGCGGGAGGCGGGGGAAGUGGUUCCAUAGUCCGACUUCUUUUACGUCUUUCAGCCAUUGUGGGGGGCGUGUUUGCCACUGGAAAUCUUAUCUGCCUCCUAUUGCGAGCUGUUAUCGCCUUUUGUUGGUCACUUCGAGAUGGCUUUAGCCCGCGAUCAGCCACUCCUGGACUUGAAGCGUCUGCUCCUCUUAUCCCUGAAUUCGAAGGGUUUUGA